Triticum aestivum (bread wheat) is the source of this 995-nucleotide messenger RNA. Its product is annotated as mitochondrial inner membrane protease subunit 2. Bases 1 to 633 code for a protein of 210 amino acids. The record is from RefSeq and is a predicted model, not a curated record. Gene Ontology annotation, cellular component: mitochondrial inner membrane peptidase complex; membrane. NCBI's taxonomy places the organism in Eukaryota, Viridiplantae, Streptophyta, Magnoliopsida, Poales, Poaceae. Gene Ontology annotation, molecular function: serine-type endopeptidase activity. The transcript has 4 exons.
AUGGCGGCGGGGGCGUGGGCCGCGCUCAGGUCGGUCGUGAAGCCCUGCAUCGCCGCCUCCCUCAUAGGCCUCACCGUCUCCGACCGCUACUUCUCGGUCGCCGCCGUCCGAGGCGCCUCCAUGCACCCUACCUUCGAGGGCAGGACAGGUAAGCCCCACCUCUCCCCUCUUCGCCCACGGGCCACGGACACAACCCGCCGGAUUCUUCGGCUAUGCCUCGAGCGCUAUGACUUCUCCCGCGGCGACGUCGCACCUUCGUGUAAGCUCGCUCGCCGCCCCCGCCGCCGACGCCCCGGCCGGACUGCUUCCAGGCCGUUCCCUGAUGCUUCCAGUGGGUCAUGGGUGUGGUGGACGCCGGUGGACCACCAGAGGAAGGCGAUCAAGAGGGUGAUUGGGCUGCCCGGCGACUGGAUCAGCGUCCCGGAGACGAAGGAGAUCCGGAAGAUACCGGAGGGCCACUGCUGGGUCGAAGGGGACAAUGGCAGCGUCAGCCGGGACUCGAGAACCUACGGCCCUGUGCCGCUUGGUCUGGUGCAGGGGAGGGUGACGCAUGUGGUGUGGCCGCCCCGUAAGAUAGGCCGUGUCGACAAAAGGGUACCGGAAGGAAGGGUCAUGCCGCAGCGGAAUCUCUAGCCUCCCCAUCUUCCUUCCCCGGUUGCUUUGUCCCACAGUUUUGUUUGUUCUCACAGGAGAUUCAUCAUGUAACAAUGUAACAUCAGCGGCAGGAGGAGGCCAUUCGCUGCUCCGCCGUCGCCCGAGUGUAGGCACAACAGUAGAGUUUCUUCUUCUGUAAGCUUUACCGGCUGUAGGAACUCAUCAUUGUAAGGGGAAGCAGAGCUUUUGGUAGGAGCCUGCUAGGCUAGGAGCUGUUGCCACUCAAUUUGUCUGUGGAUCUAUGUGUUUUCGGUGGUUAAGAUCCGCUUCUGAUGAAUCACUGUUGCUGUGAUGAUGUACGAACGUUUUGAAUCCACAAGCCGAUUGAUUAUCUAUUAUAA